AUGGUGUUGUUUCGCCGGAGAAUACAUGAGGAACAUGCUAGUAACGAGGAAGGACUCUUUGGAGGAUCGUUAGAGCUGCCACCUCGACGAGCAUGGGACUCUCCUUCCCUUGAGGAAGGGCCGACAAAAGUAGUCAGAGCAUGCGCCAACGACUUUGGCAGGAGGGACAAGGACGUAGAGGAGAGGCUGACUGUCCUGGUCGACAACGGCGAGUUUCUCGCACAUGGAGAGCACCCUGUGCAGGAGCAUUGCAGCAGCAGAAGGGCUGUACAGAGGAGGAAGGGAAUGUGGAGCAGAUUCAGCUGGUGGGUCAGAGGGAAGGAUGCGAAGGCGAAGGAGCCGAAGUUGAACGGGGAGGAACAACGGGGGGAGGCUGUUGAAGGGACAAACGGCACCAGGCAGCGGCGGCAGGAGGAGGAGGAGGAGGAGGAGGAGGAGGAGGAGGAGGAGGUGAUAGCUCUGUCUGCGCAUCCUCUUCCGCUGAAUCUCGGGGAGCAGCAGGACUGUCAGGGAGAGCAUAUCAGCACCGAGAAGGUCACGAAGCAACAUGCCCGUCGAGGUGCGCUGGUCGCCCUGGACGUGGAGAACUUCGUGCUCUCGGGGCAGGGCAGACUACCAGGAGACACGGGGCCAGGGAUGUUGGUGGAAGAUCACUUCGGAGAUGGCAACUGCUGGCGAGUCCGAUGGGUCUUGACGAACACGUGGGGCAUUUACUCGACGGGGAUGAACGGGGAGUUCCAUCUGUUCCGGGACGCGAGGAGGGCGAGGGAGGGUUGGGACCCGCACGCGUUCGAUGCUAGGAAUCGACUUCCUUCACUCUUCUGCUACCUGCCUGCUGCUGAGGAGGAUGAGGAUGCGUCUUCGUACCUUUCGCCAAGGUCGAGAGUGUGGAGUGACCGGAGAUGA
This is a messenger RNA of Guillardia theta CCMP2712, 906 nucleotides long. RefSeq lists its product as hypothetical. Bases 1 to 906 code for a protein of 301 amino acids. The record is from RefSeq and is a predicted model, not a curated record. The transcript has 6 exons. Lineage: Eukaryota; Cryptophyceae; Pyrenomonadales; Geminigeraceae.